Molecule: messenger RNA, 761 nt
Organism: Sinocyclocheilus grahami
Lineage: Eukaryota; Metazoa; Chordata; Actinopteri; Cypriniformes; Cyprinidae
Product: putative protein TPRXL
Exons: 5
Coding region: 192-761 (189 amino acids)
Cellular component (GO): cell surface
Molecular function (GO): signaling receptor activity
Source: RefSeq, a predicted model, not a curated record
CUCGAACAGCUGAUUGUUGUGAGAAGAGCAUCAGUCUCUCAGCUGCUGCAGGAGGAUCUGUGAACAUCAGCUGCAAAUACCCACAAUCCCACAGUGCUGAUGUGAAGUUUGUCUGCAGGAGAUCUGGAUCUGAUCUCUGUGCUGAAGAGACGUCUGUGGAGGAGAGCAGAAGAUGGAGCGCUGAGGGACAGAUGCAGCUGUAUGAUGACAGAGAGCAGCAUCUCCUGACGGGAACCAUCAGUCAUGUGACUCAACAACAUUCAGCUGAAUACUGGUGUGGAGUUCAGUCUGAUCAAGGACACAAGAGCUUCAUCACUCGAGUCCUCAUCAGCGUUACAGAUGUUUCAGAAACAACUUCACCACAACCAUCACCAUCACCUUCAUCAUCACCAUCAUCAUCUUCAUCAUCAUCGUCAUCAUCAUCAUCUUCUUCUUCUUUCUCAUCAGUCAGGACUCCACUGAUCACAGGAGUUUCUAAAUCGUCUCCAUCUAGUUUUACACCAGCAGGCUCUUCUCUGAUCGUCUCUCUGGUUCUGGUUCUUCUGGUUCUGAUCAUCGUUGGUCUCUUAUUACUGUUUCUCUGUAAGAAGCAUCAGUCUCGAGGCAGUGAUUCGUCAUCUCAGACUGGAGCAGGAAAGCCUGAAGCAGUUUCUCACACUGGAUGUGAUUAUGAGGAGAUUAAUGACUCUCACAGACAAUUACCCACAAACCCCUCUGAUUCACCUUGUUAUUUUUGUGAUGCUCUUCUGCUGUAUAUUUAA